Molecule: messenger RNA, 3208 nt
Organism: Miniopterus natalensis
Lineage: Eukaryota; Metazoa; Chordata; Mammalia; Chiroptera; Miniopteridae
Gene: GUCD1
Product: guanylyl cyclase domain containing 1
Source: RefSeq, a predicted model, not a curated record
CUCCCCUUCUCCUCACCGCGGCGGCGGUGGAGGUGGCGGCGGAGGAACGCGACAUACACCGGCCCCGCUCCCGCCCCAGCCGAAGCUGCAGCCGGCGCCAGGCCGGGGCCAUGGGCGCCCCGCGCCACCCGGGUCAUGAGGACGGAGGUGGAGGCAGCGGGGCCGCCGCUGGAGCCCGGGGACUUUGUGCAGCUGCCCGUGCCCAUCAUCCAGCAGCUCUACCACUGGGACUGCGGCCUGGCCUGCUCCAGGAUGGUGCUGCGGUACCUGGGCCAGCUGGACGACGGUGAGUUUGAGAGUGCCCUGCAGGAGCUGCGGCUGACCAGGAGCAUCUGGACCAUUGACCUGGCCUACCUGAUGCGCCACUUUGGUGUGAGGCACCGCUUUUGUACCCAGACCCUGGGUGUUGACAAGGGCUACAAAAACCAGUCCUUCUACAGGAAGCACUUUGACACAGAGGAGACUCGGGUGAACCACCUAUUCGCACAAGCCAAGGCCUGCAAGGUGCUGGUGGAGAAAUGCACGGUCAGCGUGCAGGACAUCCAGGCACACCUGGCACAGGGCAACGUGGCCAUUGUAUUGGUGAACUCGGGGGUGCUGCACUGCGACCUCUGCUCCAGCCCCGCCAAGUACUGCUGCUUUGCCCCCCGUGGCCACCGCUGCUUCUGCCGCACCCCCGACUACCAGGGCCACUUCAUCGUGUUGCGUGGUUACAACCGGGCCACUGGCUCCAUCUUCUACAACAAUCCAGCCUAUGCCGACCGAAUGUGCAGCACCAGCAUCAGUAACUUUGAGGAGGCCAGGACCAGCUACGGCACAGACGAGGAUAUCCUCUUUGUCUACUUGGAUAGCUGACAGCAGGAGCUUGGUGUGCCCAGGCCCUCAGACCCCACCCUGCCCGGCCCUAGCUGGGCCCACUCAGGAGGCCCUGGCCCAGGCGCAGGGCUGCUGGGGCUCGGAUGCAGAGCUUCGGCCUCAGGCCAUGUGACAAAACCCCAGGGAACUCUGGGAGGCUGCAGCACACCUGAUUCAUCCACCAGUGGUGAGUGUCAUCAUGCCACGUACCCCCUACACCUGCUGGUUGCUGGAGACAUCCCCAGAUCUUCCAAGCAGAGCUUCCCCCAACUGUGCCCAGGGGAUAUCCAGCCCUGAGGGUGCCCUUAUUGCCCGCAAGCCAGACCCAAGGCCAGGGGAGAGGCCUGAGGUCGUCUCCCCACAGACCUGGGGACUGAAUCCUGUAGAGAGAUGUUGCCCGUCAGGACAGCAUCUGUGUGUUUAGCCUUGCUGGGAGCUGUCCUCACCUUUCUCCCUAGGAGUGCUGCAGAGCCCUCAAGUUCCCAUGGCUGGUUGCAAGGCCUGUGGCCCCUGGGGAGGGCUGGACCUUAGGCAGAAAGGAUUUUGAGGCCCCUGCAGCACUCCAGGCACUGCAGCUCUAUAGGGUUUAGACAGGACCCUGGUUCUUAUUGGCCCACAGUGCCAAGUGUACUCAGGAAAGCCUGACCCAGAGGGCCAGGGACAGCUGCCUGGGCCCCAAAGAUCCUCCCCCUCAACCAGGAGGCCUGCUAACACUAGCCUAAGUCCCAACAGUGGGGCCAUCCUCUGAGUACAGGUCACCCUAAGUCUUACAGGACUGGGUGCUGGGGCACUAGGGCUUGUGCUCCUCAAGCAAUGGUUGGGGGGGCAGGCUGUGGCCUCCCACCCACCCGGUGUUCAUGCCACGACCUUUUACACAGAAUAUUGGGUCUCUUCUGUCUUGAUAGAGAAGGUGGUGUCUGCCCAGGGUCACACAGCACAGCAUGGAGCAUGGACUAGAACUAUUGCCUUCUUUUCUUUUCUUUUUUUAGGGGCAGGGGUGGUUUAUUUGAAAUUUAAAUUUUCACUUUUGGGGGUGAGAAUCACCCUCAAGAUAAUAAUAGUGAGAUUGCAGGUACUUUGGAACCACUGACACCUCUCUUCACUAGGCAGAUGAGCCAGUUCAGGUUCUCACAGAGAAGACGACUCCCAGCUGGCGAGCUGAGUGCCAGAGCCCUUCACCUUGCAGACAGAAUCUGGCCCAAUCUGGGGAGAGUUUGCCCAGGAGACUGACUGGUAGAGCUGGGUCUUGAACCCAGGUCUGCACCUAAAAAAUAAGGGAAGUGGAUCAUUCCCAAAGGGGCUGGGAACAUGCACUCACCCUUCAUGGGCUGCCUCUGGCAAAGCGGCAGGGGUGCCCCAACAGCCCCACUACUCCUGCACCCCUGCGUCUUUGUCUUCCAGUGCCCAAGGCAUGAUGCGAUGGCAGCUGCUGCCCUUCCCCCGAACUGCAAACCAUGCUCAGCAUCUGUCCCCACCCACCAGCUGUCCCCUCCCCACGAAGGCUGCUCUUAGGGGCAGAGGUGGGCUCUGCAUAUCAGGGCUCUCAGACCUCACCCAGCGGUAUUGCUCAAUACCAGCCAUAGCCUUGGCAGAGAGAGAGGCGCUGUAGCUGGGCAGCCACCCUGAGUGUAAGACUAGUGUUGUCUUCAGACUUGUCUCAUCUCUGUUGCCUUAAUGCUGCGUGGUCCAGGAUCCCAGGGAGCUCUGGCUCCAUGCCCAGGAGUACCACAUGUGACAGCUGUGGGCUUUGGGUGUCCUCAGGAGGGGUCUGAGUAAAAUUGUGGUGAAGAUAGAUGUACCAAGGAAAACAGGAAGUGAAGCUUUCAGAAUGGCUGAGUGUGAGUGAGGCACGGUGCACAUGCCUGUGGGGCUGUCAUGGAAAGCAGCCUCCAGGAGAGUGGUCACAGCUCCUCAGUCUAUCAUGCGACAUUUAAAAAAACGCUCAGUCCCUGGGCUUGGAGGAUGGCUUCUCAGGGCUAGCCAUGUUAGAAGUCACCUGUCUGGAAGAUUGACAAGAAAGCUGCCUGCCCUGGGAUGGUGAUGUCUUACUGGGGAGGGUCACGGAGGCAGGAUGCAAAUCAUGCUCUAUUGUGCAAUGAGAAAUCAUGGAAAUGGGGCUGGAGAAAAAGCCUCAUCAGGAACUUCUGCCUACACACAUGGCACCCACGACCCCCUUUCCACAAGCUGGGGGUCCAGCACAGCCCCCAAAUCCACAGUGGACAGUUGGCUUUGUUCACUCCAGCCACACGGGGACAAAGGGAUCUUUUGCAUUGCAGAGAUUUUAUACGUAAAUAUAUUUUGUUUGUAAUGAGCCAUUCUCAAUAAACGUUAUUCUCACUGCAAAAUGAUGGAA